Molecule: messenger RNA, 1196 nt
Organism: Neogale vison (American mink)
Lineage: Eukaryota; Metazoa; Chordata; Mammalia; Carnivora; Mustelidae
Gene: U2AF1L4
Product: U2 small nuclear RNA auxiliary factor 1 like 4
Exons: 8
Coding region: 27-1157 (376 amino acids)
Biological process (GO): mRNA splicing, via spliceosome
Cellular component (GO): U2AF complex; spliceosomal complex
Molecular function (GO): pre-mRNA 3'-splice site binding; metal ion binding
Source: RefSeq, a predicted model, not a curated record
GAGGCAGCGACGAACUACACUUCCCAAUGCGCUUAAGCAACGGAAAUGACGUAAAGAGCAGACAGAGUUGGAGGGUUCGGGUAAAAAUGGCUGAAUAUUUAGCUUCGAUAUUCGGGACUGACAAGGACAAGGUUAACUGCUCUUUUUACUUUAAGAUCGGGGCCUGCCGGCACGGGGACCGGUGCUCCCGGCUUCACAACAAACCGACUUUCAGCCAGACCAUAGUGCUGCUCAACCUGUACCAGAAUCCACAGAACACCGCCCAAACCGCAGACGGCUCGCACUGUCACGUGAGCGACGUGGAGGUGCAAGAACACUAUGAUAACUUCUUCGAGGAGGUGUUCACGGAGCUGCAGGAGAAGUACGGGGAGAUUGAAGAGAUGAAUGUGUGCGACAACCUGGGGGACCACCUCGUGGGCAAUGUCUAUGUCAAGUUUCGGCGUGAGGAGGAUGCAGAGCGUGCAGUGGCUGAGCUCAAUAACCGCUGGUUCAAUGGGCAGGCUGUGCAUGCUGAGCUGUCUCCUGUCACCGACUUUCGGGAGUCAUGCUGCCGGCAGUAUGAGAUGGGGGAAUGUACCCGCGGUGGCUUCUGCAACUUCAUGCACCUGCGGCCCAUCUCCCGUAACCUCCGACGUCAGCUGUAUGGGCGGGGACCCAGGCACAGACUUGCUCUGAGCAUCAUCCAAAGAUCAGCGCCUGAGUCUCAACCCCCAAACCAGCUGGAACUCCAAAGCCCCAAACCCAAGACCAGUCUGGAUCUCCAGUCCCGGGAUUGGUCCCUGAGAACCCCUCCUGAUACCACUCAGCAACUCUGGUUACCUGCCCCAUCCCAGAGCAGAGAGGCAGAGCUGGGGAACAGUGCCUCACUCCUUCCAGCUCUAACCCUCAUCUCUCCACUCCUGUCCCCAGGUCACCCCCGAGGUCCCACACCGGCCACCGUCCCCGAGAAAGAAACCGACGACGUUCCCCAGACCACCGGCAUGGCCGCUUCUGAGACCCUGGCUCCCUUGACCUCCACCCCUGACAGGCUUAAAUGUUCCCAGCCAGGACCCCUCCUUAAAGCUCCCUUAACUCCCCAGCUCUAUCUUCCCCAGGCUCCCGGGCUCCGUGAUGUAUCUUUUCAGUACAGGGUUCUUCUCUUACCACCCCUCCCCUAAUAAAGCUCUGUAUUGAGGGUUUAGAACCUAUUAGCUUGA